Chlamydomonas reinhardtii is the source of this 2307-nucleotide messenger RNA. RefSeq lists its product as uncharacterized. The transcript has 11 exons. Gene Ontology annotation, molecular function: RNA binding; peptidyl-prolyl cis-trans isomerase activity. NCBI's taxonomy places the organism in Eukaryota, Viridiplantae, Chlorophyta, Chlorophyceae, Chlamydomonadales, Chlamydomonadaceae. Gene Ontology annotation, biological process: protein peptidyl-prolyl isomerization. The coding region runs from base 148 to 1962 and encodes 604 amino acids. Gene Ontology annotation, cellular component: nucleus. The record is from RefSeq and is a predicted model, not a curated record.
CUUACAUUUUGUAGCGUAAUAACAACUAAAACCUCUGUGACACGCAAGGUGGCCCAGAACCAGGGGCCCAAGCAACCCCUGUUUCGCAGUUCACUAUGACUUGACUGUAGAUCUCGCAGCUUAAAUUCAAAGCUCGAUUGUUUCGCCAUGGCAGUGCUGCUGGAAACCAGCAAGGGCGACAUCGUCAUCGACUUGUUUGUCGACGACUGCCCGAUUACCAGCCGGAACUUUAUAAAACUCUGCAAGGUUAAGGCAUACAACAACUGCUUGUUUCACAAUGUCCAGCGCAAUUUCAUCGUGCAAACCGGUGACCCGACCGGGACCGGCAAGGGUGGCACGUCCAUUUACGGCAAGAUGUACGGCGACCAGGCGCGCUUCUUUGAUGACGAGCUGCGCCCGCACCUGAAGCACAAGCGGCGGGGGGUGGUGGGCAUGGCCAGCCCGGGCGAGGGACUCAACGCCAGUCAGUUCUACAUCACCACGGGCGAGGAGCUGGACAGCCUGGAUGGCAAGCACACCGUGUUCGGGCAGGUGGCUGAGGGCUGGGACGUGCUGGACUCCAUCAACGAGGCGUUUGUGGACAGCGACGGCCGGCCCUUCCAGAAUAUCCGCAUCCGGCACACCAUCGUGUUGGACGACCCAUUCCCCGACCCACCCGAACUGGAGGCGCUCAUCCCGCCCGCCUCGCCGCCGCCCGAAUUCGGAGAGGGCGACCGGCUGGAGGACGACUGGGUGCCUCAUGAGGACACGCGGCCCGCGGAGGAGGUGGAGGCGGAGAGCCGCCGCGCCGAGGCGCACCACCGCGCCGUGGUGCUGGAGAUGGUGGGGGACCUGCCGGACGCAGACGCCAAGCCGCCCCCCAACAUGCUGUUCAUCUGCAAGCUCAACCCGGUCACCAGCGAGGAGGACCUGGAGAUCAUCUUCAGCAGGUUCGGCCACGUGACCUCGUGUGACAUCAUCCGCGACUUCAAGACGGGCGACUCGCUCAACUACGGCUUUAUUGGCUUUGACUCUGAUGAGGCCUGCGAGGCCGCCUACUUCAAAAUGAACAACGCUGUCAUCGACGACCGCCGCGUGCGCGUGGACUUCAGCCAGUCCGUGCACCACCUGUGGAAGCAGUUCAGGAAGGGCGGGCGCAAGGGGGACGCCUCCAUGGGGCGGAUGGCGGACCAGCACCAGCGAGAGGAGAAAUCCCGGGUGGAGCUGAAGAAGGGAGGUGGCGGCGGGCGCGGCGGCGGCGGCGGCGGCCACGACCUGCUGCUGAUGGAUGCGGACCAUGCAGUCGCCAUGGCGGCAGCGCGGAUGAACAACGGCGGCGGCAGCGGGCGCGGUGGUGAUGGCAGCCGAGGCAGUGACCGGGGUGGCGACAGGGGGCGCGGCGGCGACGCAGCGUAUGGCGGCGCCGGCGCCGGACGUGGCGGGCGCGACGGUGGUGGCGCUGGCGGCAGGAGGGAGGGCGGCGGCUGGGACCGCGAUGGGCCGCAGGACCGCGGAGACCGGGACCGGCACCGGGAGCACGAGCGUGUGCGUGAGCGUGAACGUGACCGGGACGGUGGCGCCGCCGGCCGCGAUGCUGGCGUGCGCGAUGGCGGCGGAGAGGCAGGCCGGGCACCGCCACCACGUCACCGGGAGCGCGCAGACCGCGAGCGGGAUCGGGAGCGCGACUGGGGCGUGGAGCGGGAACGGGAACGGGAGCGGGGCCGGCACAGCCGAGGGGAGGAGGAGGAGCCCCGGGACCGGGAUCGGAAGCGAGACCGGGAGCCGGACAGAGAGCGGGACAGGGAGCGGGAGCGCAGCCGGGACCGUGUCGAUGUUCGGGAGCGCGAGCGGGAGCGAGGGCGGGAGCGAGAUGGCGACCGCAAGCGAGAGGGCCGCGAAUAUGACCGCGACAGGCAGGGGGAGCGGGAGCGCGAGCGGCCUCCGGAGCGGGAGCGGGAUAGAGAGCGCCAUGACCGGCGGUGAGCUCAGACUGGGGACAGAGGGAUGUCGCCAUGCCCCUUGGGCCUGACGCCUUGGUCGCCGGUUGCAGUGUUGCUUCUUCGCUGCAAGCUGGUGGCGGGCCGCGAGCACGCUGGGAGUGCUGUACGGUGGCGGCCUCUAGGGGCGAAAAGGUGCUGGGGCCGCCUGACAUGUUCUUGCCUGGCAUUUCGCGUUGUUUGAGACGAGGGCAGACUCGGAACCCAAGGAAAGGACUGUGCUGAAGGGCCCACGGUGCACCGUGGUGGUGUGUGUGGUGAUUUCCUGUUGCCCGUGCGGCCGAACGGACUUGCGGCAAUCCGAACGGUAGUUUGUCCUCUUCAACUCUUC